AUGAACUCGAUAAGACACGCCGCUCGGCGGCCAGUAUUCCGCUGCCUCAACACGCCUGCGCCCCUCCGCUCCAACCCCCAAUUUCGCCAAAACACGCGCUCCAGUAGGGCAGAUCUUGAAGCCAUACUCAAGCAAGGCGCCCGCCCCAAGGUUCCUCGCCCAGAUGAGGACUUCGUCUCGGUACAUCGCGCAGAGGCGAUGCGUCGUGCUCAAUUGAUAAAAAAGCGGAACUGGCUCGCUCUGGGUGCUGCACUGUCCAUGAUUGCACCCAUCUUCCUCGUCAGGUUAUGGGACGUACCGCCGCUAGAAGAGAAAGGUGAAGAGCCACGCCGGGGCAUCGUAGAAAGGAUCAUGGGCCCACCCAUCCAGAACGACGCACCGCGCAAGGCGGCAGAAGAGUUCCAAGGAAAGAAGGUGGUCAUCGCGGCAGGCGACAAAGUCAUCGCAACACCAGGCGGCACCGACAACCCGCAAGCCUCAGAUCCCGACGCCAUCGAGCUCGUCGAAACAGGCACAUCCUACGUCCCCUACUUCCCACGCACCAUCCGUCUCCCUACAGACACCUCAGGUCCUGAAGCCAUCACUACCGACGCCGAAUACACACUCCUCGGUCUCGGCAUCCGGAAAGUCUCCUUCCUCCGUGUCCAAGUCUACGUUGUGGGCCUCUACGUCAAAACCGCCGACCUCUCUACCCUCCAAAACCACCUCAUCAACACCGUAAACCCCACCGCCUCUGCCCUGAUCCCUAAUGAGAAAAAGGACCUCCGCGAGUCCCUGCUCGACCCCGAAAAGAGCAACAAGAUCUGGGAGUCCAUCUUGGCCAAGAACGGCAUGGAUGGUGUUGACAUGGCAUUCCGAGUUGUACCCUGCCGCGGCACAGACUUCAAGCAUCUGCAAGAUGGCUGGAUGCGCGGAAUUGCGUCGCGCACGGAUGAAGUGAGGAGGAAACAGGCUGAGUUGAUCAGACAGCAGGCUGCCGAGAACAAAUCCAUUUCUUUGCCUAAGCCGGUUGAGGAGGGCGAGUUCCAGGAUGAGUCUUUUGGCCUGGCGAUGAAGGAGUUCAGGAACCUCUUCCAGGGAAAGGGCAAAGCGCCCAAGGGUAGUGUCAUUAUCCUGACACGGAAUAAGAACGGGCAUCUAGGUGCGCUGUACCAACCUAUUGUGAAGGCAGCGAAUAGCAAGCAGGAGGUCAUGGGCAAGAGCAGUUGGUUGGGCGAGGUUAGAGAUGAGAGGGUUGGCAGGCUGGUCUGGCUAUUGUAUCUGGGUGGCCAGAAUGUUAGCAGUGAGCCAGCAAGGCAGAGCAUCGUGGAUGGAUGUAUCGAUAUUGUGGAGAGGCCUGUGGGCACACUGGAGACUAUGGUUCACUAA
This is a messenger RNA of Alternaria postmessia, 1368 nucleotides long. RefSeq lists its product as uncharacterized. The transcript has a single exon. Lineage: Eukaryota; Fungi; Ascomycota; Dothideomycetes; Pleosporales; Pleosporaceae. Bases 1 to 1368 code for a protein of 455 amino acids. The record is from RefSeq and is a predicted model, not a curated record. Gene Ontology annotation, molecular function: intramolecular lyase activity.